AUGUCGUUUCAAAAACAGCCAAGUUUAUUUUAUCAAGGCCCACUCAUUGUUGAUGGUUCGUUUGUUGGUGUACUAUUUUGUAAUAAACAUCAUAUUGAGUCAAUUGAAAGCGAAUUACAUAAUGUUACAAUAUCUGGGUGCGACGGAACAUUCAAAACGGUUCCCAAAACGUUGGAUAACGACUGUUAUCAAUUAUUCACCUUCCAAGUGAUACACAGAAAUGUUAGUUUUCCAAUGGUAUAUGCAAUACUUACAGGUAAAACUGAAGAAAUAUAUGUAGGGUUAUUUAAAUUUGUCCGUAACGUUUUACCACUACAAUAUGACAAAUUGACCAUCAUAACUGAUUUCGAAGUUGGACUAAUUAAUGCAAUACGAUUAGUAUUUCCAGAAAGUAGCCAUCAAGGAUGCUAUUUCCAUUAUUGUCAAUCAGUUUUACGGCACCUGAGAAAUAAAGAAUUAGGCAUAUACAAUUUGGUAAAAGCCAAUCCUAUUGCUGCCAGAAUUUUUAGAGUGGUACUUGCUCUGCCGUAUUUACCACCUAAUUCAAAUGAAAAUAGGAUUCCCAGCAUGUUAGAUGGUUUCAAUUCUAUUAUCCUGUAUAUUGUACAACAUACUGAAAUAGCCGAAUAUUUCCAUUGUUUCAUGUACCAGUAUGUAUUUGGAUAUUGGUUUGUAAGAAUGCGACCAGAAGCCUUCACUGUAUUUGACAAGGAUAUCAGGACAAAUAAUUAUCUGGAGAGCUAUCACGCAGCUCUUUUACGGUUCAUUAAACCUCACCUUAAAAUAUGGGAAUUCAUGGGUAUAAUUUAA
Molecule: messenger RNA, 810 nt
Organism: Macrosiphum euphorbiae (potato aphid)
Lineage: Eukaryota; Metazoa; Arthropoda; Insecta; Hemiptera; Aphididae
Source: the annotation of a GenBank genome assembly